GCCGCCGGUUACACUUCUGAGCGCCUUCGGGAAGCCACAGGGCAGGGGGAGUGUGUGCGGAGAAGCCGGGGGAGGAGGAGGAGGCAGGCCCAGCUUCGGUGCCAGCCCAGUGACACACGUAGGGGGGUAAAUCCGGCUGGCGAUGUUGCGGCCGGGCGCUCACGUGUGUGUAGACCCACCGGCUUCUCUGUGCGCCGUGUGGGCACCUGUCGUGUGAGUGGCUCCGGGCGUGGCUGCUCGUCGGACGUUCAGUUUCUGUAAGAUUUAUCUGUAGGGGCCUACCUAGCCCCGGCUCCAGAGGGGAACGUAAGAAGUUUAACGGAGCCAGGCAGAAGGCCCUUUGGCAAGACUGGCGUGACAAAGGUAGCCCUGGAAUGUCUAGAGUGCGGACCAUGAUGAUCACGGAGUGAGUGGCACCGGGCUGAGCCUGGGCAGUUUGUUGACUGACAAAGAGGGAUGCUAGCAGUUAGGAAGGUAAGGAGGAAACUCAGGAUGGGGACCAUCUGCUCCCCCAACCCCAGCGGGACAAAGACAUCAUCGGAGGUCUGCAAUGCCGACUGGAUGGCCUCGCUCCCUCCUCACCUCCACAACGUCCCCCUUUCCAAUCUGGCAAUCCCAGGCUCCCAUGAUUCAUUCAGCUACUGGGUAGACGAAAAGUCCCCAGUGGGGCCGGACCAAACCCCAGCCAUCAAACGCCUCGCCAGGAUCUCCUUGGUGAAGAAGCUAAUGAAGAAAUGGUCCGUGACGCAGAACCUGACGUUCCGAGAACAGCUGGAAGCUGGGAUCCGCUACUUCGACCUGCGUGUGUCUUCCAAACCCGGGGAUGCCGACCAGGAGAUCUACUUCAUUCACGGACUUUUUGGCAUCAAGGUCUGGGAUGGCCUGAUGGAGAUGGACUCGUUUCUUACACAGCACCCCCAGGAGGUUGUCUUCCUGGAUUUCAACCACUUCUACGCCAUGGAUGAGGCCCACCACAAACGCCUAAUUCUCCGGAUCCAGGAGGCCUUUGGAAACAAGCUGUGCUCGGCCUGCGGUGUGGAGAGCAUGACUCUGCAGGCCCUAUGGGAGAAGAAGUGCCAGGUUCUUGUUUUCUAUCACUGCCCCUUCUACAAGCAAUACGCCUUCCUGUGGCCCGGAAAGAAGAUCCCAGCGCCCUGGGCAAACACCACAAGUGUGCGCAAACUGAUUCUCUUCCUGGAGACCACACUGAGUGAGCGGGCCCCACGAGGCUCCUUCCACGUCUCUCAAGCGAUUCUCACCCCCAGAGUGAAGACCAUUGCCCGAGGCCUGGUCGGUGGCCUCAAGAACACUCUGGUUCACAGGAAUCUUCCUGCCAUCCUGGACUGGGUGAAAACCCAGAAGCCCGGAGCCAUGGGUGUCAACAUCAUCACAUCGGACUUCGUGGACCUGGUGGACUUUGCCACGACUGUCAUUGAAUUGAAUGACCUCCUACAGGAGGACAGAGCUUUGGCUAAAUGCUGAUUUGACUUUUUUUUUUUUUUUUUAAUUUAACUUAAUGUUGGCUUUAUUGAUCCAGGCCAGAGUUCUGAAGGAUUUCCUAUUAGAAUGGUCCCUGGACAGUGAUGGGGAAGUAGGAGGAGGGAGGGUGUUUUCCCCUCUUCAUAGGGCCAUUUGGAUAAAACUACAGAGAUUUUAAUUGCAUUUUUCCCAAAUGAGACUUUUAAAAAACUUAAGUCCAAGGGAAGAAGCAUAUCUCAUGUGAUCAAGGUCCGGGUCUCCCCAGUGGCUCAUGAUGUUGGAUGUAAUAUGGAAGGAGAGCCUCCAGGUUCCAUUGAGUGUCCUAUAAUUGGCCCAGUUUCCCGUUUUCUUCCAGGAUGUUGUAUUUGAGCCUGUGAAAAGAUGAAUCAGAAAAGCAUCCUUAGUCAAAAGAAUGGCUCAUUGCAGGUGUGGAUGGCCCUAUGGGGUGGCUCAGCCUGAGGCUUUGAGGGGAAAAAGGGCCCAGCACCAACUCUCUCUGGCAUGUUGAAUGUCACCACUUCUUCCCUGAGAGAGUAAGACUUCUUUGCCACCAGGCUGUUCCAGCCACAAUCUGUUCUUCCAUAGCUUAUGCUUGGGAACUGGUCACCUUGAUUCUUUAGAUAAACAAUACAUAUUGCCUUUGGUAUCAGAAAUGUAUUUUUCAGUUUUAAAAACAUUGAUUCCUUUCUAUUUCUAUUGGCCCCUUCUUAAAAGUGAAAGGAAAGAAACAAUGUUGGAAGAUCCUUUCAGUGUGGGCCCAAAAGGAGAUAGACCUGCAUGUUUGUUGCACGCCAGAUUUCUUUGGUUUAAUUCUGUAGCUUCUCCAAAAUGGCUGCCAGGUAAACUCCUGCAUCAUUUUGGCAAAGUCCUCUUUGAAGAAUGGGAUCUCCAAGCCAGAUCCUGGAAUUGCAUUUCCUUGUUGUCUGCCUAGGACUCCGUCUGUGCUUUGAGACACAACGAUAACGGAAGGCACCUUGUCUGUGACACCGGGGAGGCAGACACAGGAUGCGUGGGAAAGUGCAAUGGAUUUAAGGAGGAAGCCCCCAGUGGGUUGGGAGCUGUUCUGUACUCCUUGAAAACAAGACUACCUCGGGGACAUUUAGGAUGACUUGUGUGUCAUCAAGUGAGAAAUACCCAGUGUUGGAACAUUUCCAAUUUGUGUCUUGAUUGUUCUACUUUCUGCAGGUUGUUCUGAGCCUGCUCAUCACCACUGCAUGUGGGCUUUGAAACUCAAGAAGGGAUUUUUUUUAAUGGAUAAGAGGUACUUAUCUAUAAAGAGUCCUCUUGUGUUUUAUUUAUUUAUUUAUUUAUUUAUCCAUUUAUUUAUUUAUAGACUAAGUAUCUUCAGUGCUUCUUACCUCAAGAGCACUCACAAAGGAGCUUCCCGAACUGUUUUCACCCAGGCCUGAUGCCGCCCAGAUCUUUCUCCCUUCAGUAGGAGCAUGCAUUUCAGCACUGUGAGCGACCCCUGAUUCAGCUGCAGAUAUUCCCAGCUCUCCCAGUCAUGUGGGACAGUGUUCAUGCGUGGGUGUGGUCUAGACCUGAGAAGCCACUACCAGGCCACACACUGCGUCAGAAGAUACAAUGAGUCAUGAAGAACUCUCAGUUCUUGAAGCAGACUCUCUAGUAGAAGGUUGAAAAGGAAGGAGCAGAAAGACUCCACUGGGCAUGGAGUGUGUACGUGCUGAGGCUCCUCGGAACUGCCUGAGGAUCCCUAAGGAAAUGUCAGCAUCUGGAUUCUUAAGGAAGAAAGAUAAACGUGGAAUCCUGGAUGGAUGUGCGUGUGUGUGUGUGUGAAGACCGUUGGGCCACCCCGCCGGAGCUUUCCAUUUCUACUCUUCCAUGCUCACAGCUGGAUCUCAUAUGUCUCCUGCAAUGGCGGCUAUCUGGGGGUGAGCUACCAAAAGCACACCCCCAAAUCUCGGUCUUCCAGCCUCUACUGUCUGAAAAAUAAUUUAAUCCCUGACCUCCAGAUUCCGCAGCUUGAAGAGGGCCCCAAAUGCAAAUGCCUCUGGGAAAAUCUGGUCUAACUCUUACUGUUCUUGCAUUUGAGCCCCCUCUCCGAAGAGGUUUCUGGGAUUGUAUUGUCAA
This is a messenger RNA of Hyaena hyaena (striped hyena), 3570 nucleotides long. RefSeq names its product phosphatidylinositol specific phospholipase C X domain containing 2 (gene PLCXD2). The coding region runs from base 457 to 1482 and encodes 341 amino acids. The transcript has 5 exons. Lineage: Eukaryota; Metazoa; Chordata; Mammalia; Carnivora; Hyaenidae. Gene Ontology annotation, molecular function: phosphoric diester hydrolase activity. Gene Ontology annotation, biological process: lipid metabolic process. The record is from RefSeq and is a predicted model, not a curated record.